Molecule: messenger RNA, 1156 nt
Organism: Notechis scutatus (mainland tiger snake)
Lineage: Eukaryota; Metazoa; Chordata; Lepidosauria; Squamata; Elapidae
Source: RefSeq, a predicted model, not a curated record
UUACUGUGAGGAGAUCCCCGUGGAAGAAAAUGAAGUCAACGACAGCUCCUCCAAAAGUAGCAUGGAGGUCAAAGCUGAAGUGAGCCCUCAGCUUCCCAAGAAGUCUCUUACCAACAGCAGCACGUUGACUCCUACAACAAACAAUGAAGCUCCAAUCCCGUAUGAAGGGAUCGUUCCUGAAGAAGAAGAGGUUCUGGACACACCAGCUGAGAAGGAGAUGACAAUUGCGAAUCUCAUUGGAGACAAAAUUGACAUCAUCGCCCCUGUGAAUUCUCCUUCUCUGGAUUUCAAUGACAAUGAGGACAUUCCAACUGAGCUUAGUGAUUCCUCUGAGACUCAUGAUGAAGGGGAGGUCCAGUCCUUUUAUGAAGAUCUGAAUGGACGACAGUACAUGAAUGAAGUCUUCAACUUUAGUGUGGAUAAGCUUUAUGACCUGCUCUUCACAAACUCUCAGUUCUUAAGGGAUUUCAUGGAGCAACGACGGUUUUCUGAUGUUGUUUUUCAUCCAUGGAAGAAGGAAGACACUGGCAAUCAAAGCAGAGUUAUUCUCUACACCAUCACUCUCACCAACCCUCUGGCUCCAAAAACUGCCACCGUUACGGAAACUCAGACAAUGUACAAAGCCAGCCAAGAAAGUGAGUGCUAUGUUAUAGAUGCCGAGGUGCUAACUCAUGAUGUUCCUUACCACGAUUAUUUCUACACAAUUAAUCGUUACACAUUGACGCGUGUUGCCAGGAACAAAUGCCGACUCAGGGUUUCUACAGAGCUACGUUACAGAAAACAGCCAUGGGGACUAGUGAAAUCCUUCAUUGAGAAGAACUUUUGGAGUGGUCUUGAUGACUAUUUUCGCCACUUAGAGAGUGAAUUGACCAAAACCGAGAGUUUGUAUCUAGCAGAACUUCAUAGACAGUCACCCAAAGAGAAGGCGAACAAACAAUCCUCAGUGCGGCGAAGGAAACGACCCCAUACACACUUGAGGGGGCCUCAUCUGGAGGAAGUACUGAGUCCUGUUACCACUCCCACAGAUGAGGAGGUUGUAAGUCGAAUCAAGCGUGUGGCAGGUUCCACUCAAACACGGCACAUCCCUGAAGAAAGUCCCAGCAGCUUCCAUUUGCAGAAUGUGUCCAAAUUACUGCUUGUUAUUAGUUGUGUGUAA